Molecule: messenger RNA, 1545 nt
Organism: Penicillium olsonii
Lineage: Eukaryota; Fungi; Ascomycota; Eurotiomycetes; Eurotiales; Aspergillaceae
Source: the annotation of a GenBank genome assembly
AUGCAAAAUGGAUCACCCGCGCCCUCGUAUACUUUCGCUGCUGGGAACUACGAAUAUCCCUUCGAAUUCAAGUUCCCAUUUAAUAAUUCAUGCAACUCCACUAACAGCAUGCUCACCAAUCUAAAUUUCUCUGGGCUGAAAGUCGAAGUAGCGAAAGACACCAACAGACAUGUCAGAAAGACCCUUCCGCCAUCCCUGAGUGGGUUCCCCGGAGUGGCAGAUAUCAAGUACUUCGUGAAAGCCACCGUCAUUCGACCUCAAUUCUACAAGGAAAACAUCAGAUCUAUUGUACCUUUGAAUUUCCUCCCAAUUGAGCCACCCCGGACAGGGAGCCCCAACGAGGAAACUUACGCCAGACGGCAGCACCAGUUCUCCAAAAUCCAGCCCGGGUCCAAGAAAAAGAGUAUCUUCUCGCGUGGGUCCAACAGCCUCCGAGACACCUAUUCAGAGCCUCCAAGGGUGUCUGUGGAUGCUCGUCUUCCCAACCCGUCCAUUCUUACUUGCAACGAGCCCGUUCCGCUUCGUUUACUCGCUAAACGACUAAACGAGGGAACCGAUAUCAUCUUCCUUCAAAUGUUGCAAGUCGAGCUAAUCGCUUACACAAAGAUUCUGGCACAUGAUCUCACACGCACCGAAAGUGGCUCUUGGGUCGUCAUGAGUCGCAGUAACAUGAAUGUCCCAUUGGGCAAGCCAGAGGAUCCCAUAGGAACUGAUUGGACAAUUGACCCAGGUCUAUGGAAUCGCUACCCCCUGCCCAACUCAGUAGCGCCGUCCUUUGAGACAUGCAAUAUCGAGAGAUCAUACGAGUUGGAAGUCAGAGUCGGCCUGACACAUGGCAACUCCCGAGAAAUGAUGCCCCAACUCAUUGUGCUUCCUUUGCGAAUGCCGGUCAAGAUUUUCUCUGGAAUCGCGCCCCCACAAGCCCUUCUGGAUGCAAUGGCCGCAGCCUCUCUCGAACAAGGAAAGCAAAAGCCCCAGCCCAGCGUUCCGGCAGAAGCAUCAGACAAUCGCCCACCUAUGCCACCCCGGCCCAGCGGCGAGCCUGUUCCUGUGAACUCAGGCGAUGCAUAUGACGACGCCCCGCCCAGCUAUGAGGAUGCGAUGGCAGAUCACCUCAGCCCCGUGGACGGGCCCCGCCGCGAGUAUCACCCACCGGAGGCCUCCCCGCCCAUGGAAUCUGGAACUGAUGGCAAGUCCGCAGCCCAGGGUAAGGACCCUGAGGAUCGGCCUGCGGCGGAAGGAUCCUCGGCGCCCUUGCGACGCGAUAACCGUUCUUCCUCGGAGUCCUUUGACAUGCUUCCCACCACACCACCAGAGUCACACUCUGGCUCUCCUCCUCAGUCUCCGGUCGCCCGACCGGGGAGUAUGAUGAAGAUCCCGCGAAAUCCCAUCGAAGACGAAAGUCCACCGCAGUACGAGCCUGUCGGUGGGAACCAGGGUGUUGCCCAAACACAGCGCCAGCCCUCCCGGAAUCAUCGGCCGAUGAACCUCGGUGUUCCAAAUCGAAAACCAGUCCCGCGAAGCCCGGAUCCUCGAGGCCAUUGA